Messenger RNA from Trifolium pratense (red clover), 1142 nucleotides. RefSeq names its product peptidyl-prolyl cis-trans isomerase FKBP62-like. Gene Ontology annotation, cellular component: cytoplasm. The coding region runs from base 272 to 1048 and encodes 258 amino acids. The record is from RefSeq and is a predicted model, not a curated record. Gene Ontology annotation, molecular function: peptidyl-prolyl cis-trans isomerase activity. Gene Ontology annotation, biological process: protein peptidyl-prolyl isomerization. NCBI's taxonomy places the organism in Eukaryota, Viridiplantae, Streptophyta, Magnoliopsida, Fabales, Fabaceae. The transcript has 7 exons.
GUUUCUUAACCACACGCAGGACGAGAAAGAAGAACAACCUGCUCUUCACCAUUCACCACCCCUCUUCUCCCUCUCUCUGCCAAACCCCUCUUCUCCCUCCACCACCAUUCAUCGAUGCCACCGAUCUCCCUCCACCACCAAACAAUCAUACCGCCCCCUAUUCUCCCUCCAUGCCGUCGGUGCUUCUUUAUAACUCGACCCCUCUCUCUCUUACGAUUUUGAGAAAUGAAAAGGGCAAGCAAUUCAAGGGUGGGAUGAAGGUAUUAAAACCAUGAAAAAAGGUGAAAAUGCACUCUUCACCAUCCCUCCCGAGCUAGCUAAUUAUGGUGAAUCUGGUUCACCUCCAACAAUUCCUCCUAAUGCAACACUCCAAUUUGAUGUCGAGCUGUUGUCUUGGACAAGUGUGAAGGACAUAUGUAAAGAUGGCGGUAUAUUUAAGAGGAUACUUACUGAGGGGGAGAAAUGGGAGAAUCCCAAGGAUCCUGAUGAAGUAUUGGUUAAUUAUGAGGUUCGUCUCGAGGAUGGAAAGGUUGUAGCAAAGUCGGAUGGAGUGGAGUUCACUGUCAGUGAAGGUCAUUAUUGCCCUGCACUCUCAAAGGCUGUUAAAUCCAUGAAGAAGGGAGAGAAAGUGAUUUUAUUAGUAAAGCCUCAAUAUGGAUUUGGUGAGAAGGGGAAGCCAGUGCAUGGUGAUGAAGGUGCAGUUCCACCAAAUGCAUCACUCCAGAUUACACUUGAGUUGGUUUCUUGGAAGACUGUUUCAGAUGUGACUAGCGACAAGAAGGUCAUAAAGAAGAUCCUCAAGGAAGGGGAAGGAUUUGAGCGUCCAAAUGAAGGGGCCGUUGUAAAAUUGAAACUAAUUGGUAAGCUGCAAGAUGGUACUGUCUUUUUUGAAAAGGGCCGUGACAAUGAAGAGAAGCUGUUUGAAUUCAAAACAGAUGAGGAGCAAGUCAUUGAUGGACUAGAUAAAGUUGUAAUGACUAUGUGGUGUUUGAUGUGUUUGAUGUAUUUUUUUGUUCUUUUGGUUCAGUUAUGUGGUGUGGUCUUGUAGCUGUUAUAGGUUUGUCCUGAAUUUUCAUGUUAGUGUAGUGAUUGAAAUGUAAGUUAAAUUGAUUGAUAUUGUUGGUUUAAGUGACAACAUUGCA